Molecule: messenger RNA, 1339 nt
Organism: Thalassophryne amazonica
Lineage: Eukaryota; Metazoa; Chordata; Actinopteri; Batrachoidiformes; Batrachoididae
Product: somatostatin receptor type 2-like
Exons: 2
Coding region: 160-1272 (370 amino acids)
Biological process (GO): cellular response to glucocorticoid stimulus; neuropeptide signaling pathway; cellular response to estradiol stimulus
Cellular component (GO): membrane; neuron projection
Molecular function (GO): somatostatin receptor activity; neuropeptide binding
Source: RefSeq, a predicted model, not a curated record
CCGAAACUAACUUCAAGAUCCAUAAAUGCGCAGAUGAAGAAAAAUCAAGUGCGAAAUGCUCCGAUCCUGAUUUUUCCUCCCCCUCCCACCUUGUAAAUAGUAAUAUUUAAAUCUGUGGGAUGACCUAAUCUGUGUUUCAGAGCCAGACACUGAGGCACCAUGGACUCCUGGAUCUUCCCAUCUUCACCUCCAAAUCUGUCAGAUCACCUAAUGUAUGACAGCUUCCUGCAAGGCAAUUAUUCAGAUUAUUUUGGAAAUGACACAGACCACAGCUUCAACAGAACCAGCACGGUGGUCAUCACCUGCAUGUACUUCUUGGUUUGCACUGUGGGCCUCUGUGGAAACACUUUGGUCAUCUACGUCAUCCUACGCUACGCCAAGAUGAAGACAGUCACCAACAUCUACAUCCUCAACCUGGCGGUGGCUGAUGUGCUCUUCAUGCUUGGUCUACCGUUCAUUGCCAUCCAGUUGGCGCUGGUCCACUGGCCAUUUGGGGCCAUGUUGUGUCGAGUGGUGAUGACCGUGGACUCCCUGAAUCAGUUCACGUCCAUCUUCUGCCUGACUGUCAUGAGUUUUGACCGCUACCUUGCUGUGGUGCAUCCUAUUAAAUCCACAAAGUGGCGAAAGCCACGCAUGGCGAAGACCAUCAAUCUGGCAGUGUGGGGUGUUUCACUGAUUGUUAACUUGCCCAUCGUCAUCUACAGCGGCAUCAUCACCAAACACGAUGGCUGCUUCUGCACCAUUGUGUGGCCUGAGCCUCAAGAGGCCUACUACACCGCGUUCAUGUUCUACACCUUCAUCCUCGGCUUCUUCUUGCCACUUUUGGUCAUCUGCCUUUGCUACUUGUUCAUCAUCAUCAAGGUGAAGUCCUCGGGCAUUCGCGUGGGUUCCUCCAAGAGGAAGCGGUCCGAGCGAAAGGUGACUCGAAUGGUGUCCAUCGUGGUGGCGGUGUUCAUCUUCUGCUGGCUGCCAUUCUACGUCUUCAACGUCACCUCGGUGACGGGCACCAUCAGCACCACUCCUAUCCUGAGGAGCACCUUCGCCUUUGUGGUGGUUCUCGGCUACGCUAACAGCUGCGCCAACCCAAUCCUCUAUGCCUUCCUGUCGGAAAACUUCAAGAAAAGCUUCCAGAAUGUUCUGUGCCUCAAGAAGGUGGGAGGGCUCGAUGAGAUCGAGCGCAGCGACAGCCGGCAGGACAAGUCUCGCAUGAUAAAUGAUCCGACGGAGACUCAGAGUACUCUGCUGAAUGGGGACUUGCAAACCAGCAUGUGAAAGGUGAUAAUCUCUUAGAUUAAUUUUUUUGUUUGUUUUUUUUGUGCCAAUCUAACAACCAACAACA